CGCGCGCAGGGAAUCAUGUUUCCGCGCGCAGGGAAUCAUGUUUUCUGCGCGCAGGGAAUCAGGUUUCUUUGAGGGAGGAGUCGGCUUUAUGAAUUGAGACAAGGAAAUCAGUAAAUCGUCAUAAACAGAAGAAAAAUGGCUACUUGUAUACAUUUUUUCAUUAUAGUAUUGUGCGCUAUCUGUUCCGUUACUGACAAUAUCGAGGAUCUGAAUUUAUAUUUUUUGGAGCUGGAUGACUGUUUAGAACAAGUUCAACAGGCAUUAGAUACUAAUGAUUUUAAUACAUUUGACCAUCUACAUCGUUUACUCGAAGAACAUGUAAGGAUUUUGUCAACUUUAGCAUCCGUCCUGGACAGUUGUGAAGGAGUGGAUCAAGUAUGUUUGCUGAUAAAUAGAUUAUUUGACGCUGUGAGGACAGUGUAUGGUGAAGUUGACCAAAGAUUGGCUCCUCGAUCCCAAUUUGAAUUUCUUUUCAACAGCCCCCUUGAAAGCACAAGAGGUCGCCCAAGAUACUGCAUAACCAAAGAUCAACUACAGCAACUACGUGCAGCAGGAAUGCCAUGGUGUUCAAUUGCAGCUUGCCUCUGCAUAAGUGAGCGGACACUGUUUCGCAGAAGGCAGCAAUAUGGAAUGACAGGAGAAAAUUAUGCCAACAUCUCAAAUAGUGAACUGGAUAAUAUUAUAAGGGAAAUCCUGAGAGAAACGCCGAAUGCAGGAGGCAACUAUGUUCAAGGUGGUGUCCUAGCCAGAGGAUUAAGAGUUCAGAGAAGGAGAAUUAGAGAUCGAUUAAAUGCCCUGGACCCAGUUGGCAGAGCCCUUAGAAGACGGCAUACAAUUAGAAGGAGAAUAUAUAAUGUCAGAGGACCUAAUCAUUUAUGGCACAUUGAUUCAAAUCACAAGCUUAUUUCAUGGAGAUUUGUGUACCAUGGAUGCAUUGAUGGUUACAGUAGAAUGAUUAUAUACCUGACAUGCUGUACAAACAAUUGUGCAGCUACUGUUUUGCAUUUCUUUGAAGAGGGUGUAUCAAGGUAUGGGUUACCACUGAGAGUUAGAGGGGAUCGAGGUGGUGAAAACAUUGAUGUUGCUAGAUACAUGAUUAUGAGCCGUGGCAGAAACAGAGGAAGUUUUAUUGCAGGCAGAAGUGUUCACAACCAGAGAAUAGAGCGUCUUUGGGGUGAAGUGAACAGAGUGGUUUCUGAGUUUUAUAGGCAAUUGUUUAUGUACAUGGAAAACAUUGGAAUCUUAGAUUCUACAAAUGAAGUUGAUUUAUGUGCAUUACACUUUGUUUACAUUCCAAGAAUAGGAAAUUCUGUGCAAGAAUUCACUCGCCAGUGGAAUUACCAUCGACUUAGCACUGUUCAGUCAAUGUCUCCCUUAGCAUUAUGGCAUUCUGGAAUACUUUCAAAUCUUACUACAGUAAAUUCACAAGAUCUUCUGAGUGGCAUAGAUAAUUAUGGAAUUGACCAUGCAGGCCCAAUUACAGCAAAUGAGGCAGACACAUACAUUCAUGUUCCACAUAAUACAGUACAAAUGAGCGCUGAAAACCACAGGGAGCUUCUGUCGCUUUGUGAUCCAUUAUCAGAUGAUGACAAUAGUGGUAUUAAUCAUUAUUUAUUUGUUUUGGAUUAUGUGAUAAACAACGUUAGAUAGUGUUGUAUACAAAUACUUACGUUCCAACUCAAUUAAUUGCAAAAACUAUGUUGUUGUAUCACUCCCGAUGCUACAUAUGUGGGUGGAUACUCAUCCCCCUGUCCCUUUUAAGUUGGGUUAGUAGCCUGUCCAGGUCAAAAGCUUCAAUCCCCAUAGUUCCUAGCAAACCUCCUUUGUUUGUCCUCUUUCUUUCUUCUUCCUUUUUCCAAUAACAAUUCCUUUCUGUUAUCUUCAACUCCAUCUCUGCCACAUCUCUCUCCUCUACCUCUGAUCACUUACAACCAUCUGCUAAUGCUGUGCAUGCAAACCUUUCCUCUAGUCUUAUUCUUGAUUUUUCGCCAGCCUUCAACACCGUGGAUCAUUCUGUUCUCUCUACCACUCUGUCUAAUCCUGGUAUUUCUGGUACACCUUUGUCUUGGAUUCAAUCUUACCUCUGUUAACGCACUACUGUGGUUUCUCUUUUCUCUUCUUGCCCCUUCCCCCCCUCCUUCACUGGAACAGGCUCCCCCUUAAUAUUAAUCAGUCUCCCAACCCAAUGACAUUCCGUUCCUCCCUCAAACCCACCUAUUUUCUGUGGCCUACCCUAAUUCACCUCCGAAUCCUUCCAUACCAUCUUUCCAAUUAGAUUUGUUGUUGUCUUUUUGUUUGUCUAUUGUCCUCUCCUGCCCUUCCCAGCAUUCAUUUAUUUACAUAUUUGUCAGUUUCCUUUGUUUAAUACAAUUUUCAUUUAUCCUAUACUGUACUGUUACACUUUGUAAAGCACUUUGAUAAAAGCGCUAUAUAAAUAUCAAUAAAUAAAUAAAUACAUAAUUGGCCCACUUAAGUAAUUUAGAGCACACCCCUGCUUGUCAGGUUUUUUUUUCAAAACCAUUAUUAAACAUUCAAUUUUGUGUUAUGACUAAUAAUAAAAAGUAGUGCUGAGCCAAAUAUAUUUAAUACAAAUAAUAUUUAAUAUAAAUAAAUUUGCAUUUGCCAUGGAAAUAAUAAAUGAUCAAAUCAGUUGCCCAUUUAGUGUUUGUUGUUUGA
Molecule: messenger RNA, 2676 nt
Organism: Acipenser ruthenus (sterlet)
Lineage: Eukaryota; Metazoa; Chordata; Actinopteri; Acipenseriformes; Acipenseridae
Exons: 5
Coding region: 136-1650 (504 amino acids)
Biological process (GO): DNA integration
Molecular function (GO): nucleic acid binding
Source: RefSeq, a predicted model, not a curated record